UAUGAGCGACUUCUGGCACAAGCUGGGCUGCUGCGUCGUAGAGAAGCCACAGCCCAAGAAGAGGAGGAGACGGAUCGACCGCUCCAUGAUCGGGGAGCCCAUGAACUUCGUCCACCUGACGCACAUCGGCUCUGGCGACAUGGCCGCGGGCGAAGGCCUGCCCAUGACCGGCGCUGUCCAGGAGAUGAGGUCCAAGGGCAGUCGGGAGCGACAGUGGAGCAGCUCCCGGGUCUUGUAGCGUAUUCCUGGCUUUUUCAGCCCAAACUUGAACUGCCCGAUCCCCCAGCUGGAGGAGAAGCCGACCUCGAGCGC
Molecule: messenger RNA, 312 nt
Organism: Nipponia nippon (crested ibis)
Lineage: Eukaryota; Metazoa; Chordata; Aves; Pelecaniformes; Threskiornithidae
Source: RefSeq, a predicted model, not a curated record